GAAAAGAGAUUGUAAAUGAUGUUACCUUUUUUUAGUAGUUCCAACUCUCAUAAAGAGGGGAAGCCAGCAGAAGAGACCACACCAGUAGAAGAGCCUGUGUUACCUUUCUCACGUGAAGGUGACUGUGGAUACUCAUUAGUAAACGAUGUGCAGUUACCAAAAGAUGAUAGAAUAUUUCAUGCAAUUGGAAAUACAGACGAAUUGUUAUGUCAUCUCGGAGUUGCCCGGGAAAAUGCUAUAAAAAACAAACAUCCUUACACAGAUAAACUGACAAGGAUACAGACAAUGUUAGUGGACAUAGUAUUAGCCAUAAGCAAACAAAGUACCAAAGAAGCUUUCCCAGCAAAAAACACCAAAGAGCUGGAAGAGUGGAUUAUCAAAUAUUCUAAAGACUUGACACCAGCAGAAAAAUACCUUUUGCCAGUAAGUACAAUGCUGUUAUAACUGGAGUAGUAAUAU
Molecule: messenger RNA, 459 nt
Organism: Homalodisca vitripennis (glassy-winged sharpshooter)
Lineage: Eukaryota; Metazoa; Arthropoda; Insecta; Hemiptera; Cicadellidae
Product: corrinoid adenosyltransferase-like
Exons: 2
Coding region: 16-444 (142 amino acids)
Molecular function (GO): corrinoid adenosyltransferase activity
Source: RefSeq, a predicted model, not a curated record